Molecule: messenger RNA, 9155 nt
Organism: Eptesicus fuscus (big brown bat)
Lineage: Eukaryota; Metazoa; Chordata; Mammalia; Chiroptera; Vespertilionidae
Gene: USF3
Product: upstream transcription factor family member 3
Exons: 7
Coding region: 394-7104 (2236 amino acids)
Molecular function (GO): protein dimerization activity
Source: RefSeq, a predicted model, not a curated record
GUUGAGGCCGCGCUGCCGCCGGGUCGCCUGCCUAGAGGGCUCCGGCUCGCAGCGGCGGCGGCGGCCGCAGGAAGAGGCGGCGGGGCGGGGGGAGAGGAGGGCCUGGGCCCGCGCUCCCCCAGCCCCAGAGGAGCCGGCGGCGGCCGCGGAGGGAGAGGUUCGCCGGGGCGGUCGGACAGCCCUGCUUACCCGCCUGGGAUCAUGACCCGGGCGGGGGUCGCCGCUGCCGCCGCCGCGGCCGAGACCGCGCAGCCCGCGGUAAGAAGAAAACAUAACUUAUAGACCAUCUUCUGGCAGAAGAUGAUAGAUUUGGAUCAUAAACGGGAGGCGUUGGAAGCCAGGAAUCAAAAGUGAAGAAAUUCUGCAAGCCUUUGGGUCCCUAUCACUGUAACCAUGCCAGAAAUGACGGAAAAUGAGACUCCUACAAAAAAGCAGCACAGAAAGAAAAACCGGGAGACACACAAUGCAGUGGAGAGGCAUAGGAAGAAGAAAAUCAAUGCUGGGAUUAACAGAAUAGGAGAGCUGAUCCCAUGUUCCCCUGCACUGAAGCAGAGCAAGAAUAUGAUCCUGGACCAAGCCUUUAAAUAUAUAACAGAAUUGAAAAGGCAAAAUGAUGAAUUCCUGCUUAAUGGAGGAAAUAAUGAACAAGCUGAAGAAAUUAAAAAGCUACGUAAACAAUUGGAAGAAAUUCAAAAAGAAAAUGGCCGGUAUAUUGAAUUACUGAAAGCAAAUGACAUAUGCUUAUAUGAUGAUCCCACAAUCCACUGGAAAGGAAAUCUUAAAAACUCAAAGGUCUCUGUUGUUAUUCCCAGUGACCAGAUUCAGAAAAAUAUUAUUGUUUAUUCCAAUGGGAGUCAGCCUGGUGGCAACAGCCAAGGAGCAGCUGUUCAGGGGAUAACCUUUAAUGUUGGCCAUAAUUUACAAAAGCAAACCGCCAAUGUGGUGCCAGUGCAGAGGACUUGCAAUCUUGUGACUCCUGUGUCUAUUUCUGGAGUUCACCCUUCUGAAAACAAGCCAUGGCAUCAGACCACAGUUUCUGCAUUGGCUGCCAACCAGCCUGUUCCUCUUUGUCUUCCUGCUACCAUUCCUGCUCAAAAUAUUCUCAAGCUUGCCACCUCCAAAAGCGAUUCACAUGUGCUUGGUGCCACCAGGGGCUCACUGGUUGCUGUUCCUGUAGGACCUGAACCUUGCCAACAUCGGUCCUUGCACACAAGUCUAAAUGGUCAAAAUUCUUCUGAAAAUAAGAACGGGAAAGAGAAUCCCAAAUUAUUGAAAAAAACAGUCCCUUGUGCCACAAGCGUCCCCUCCAGCUCCUCAGCAACUACCACUAAAGUGAACCCUGGAGGCAAGUCCUGCCUGAGCACACAGGAUUUGAGAAGUGAUUUUCAAACCACCUUUGUUGUUUCAGUUACCACCACAGUCUGCUCCCAGCCUCCCAGAUCUGCAGGUGAUUCUGGUCCAGUGAGCGUUAGCAAGGGUGCAGACUCCACAAGCGUUACCGCAGUAGUGGCCCCAUCUGUCCCUGGAGGAGGGAAGACCACCGCUCCUGUGAGCAGUCCUUCUGCAAAUCCUCUGGAUAAUGGUUGGACUCUUUCUUGUUCUUUGCCUUCUUCAGCUGUUAGUGCUUCAGAUUUGAAAAACAUUAAUAGCCUUACUCGAAUUUCCUCAUCUGGAAACACGCAGACAACGUGGACUACUUUGCAACUGGCAGGAAACACUAUUCAGCCCUUAAGCCAGACACCAUCUUCUGCUGUGACUCCAGUAUUAAAUGAGUCUGGUACUAGUCCCACCACAAGCAAGCACAGUAGACAUAUGGCUACAAGCAUCAACUUGAAUAAUUCCUUUCCAGCAGAUGGGCAGCCAGUUGAGCAAGUAGUUGUAACCUUGCCUUCUUGUCCAUCAUUACCUAUGCAGCCAGUUAUUGCCCAGCCACAAGUUAAAUCUCAGACCCCCCCAAAUAUCCUUCCAUUGAAUUCAGCAAUGCAAGUGAUUCAAAUGGCUCAGCCAGUAGGGACAGCUGUUAAAGCAGCUCCAGCUAAUCAAAACGUUAUCAUUCUUCAGCCACCCAGCACCACUCCAUGCCCAACAGUGAUGAGGGCAGAGGUUCCCAACCCAACUGUAGGUCAACAGAUAGUAAUCAUACAGGCAGCUAAUCAGAAUCCUUUGCCACUCCUCUCAGCUCCACCUCCUGGUUCUGUUCGACUCCCUGUCAAUGGAGCCAAUGCUAUAAUAGGGUCUAAUUCAGUGCAGAAUGUUUCAACCCCACAAACUUUUGGUGGAAAGCAUCUUGUCCACAUAUUACCAAGACCUUCAUCUUUAUCAACAUCUAAUUCAACACAAACUUUUUCUGUUACCAUGUCGAACCAACAACAGCCUCAAACCAUUUCUUUAAACGGACAGCUCUUUGCUUUGCAGCCUGUGAUGUCUUCAUCAGGAACUACAAACCAAAACCCUAUGCAAAUUAUUCAACCCACCACCAGCGAAGAUCCAAAUACCAACGUUGCCCUGAACACAUUCGGCGCUUUGGCCAGCCUCAAUCAAAGCAUAUCACAGAUGGCUGGGCAAAGCUGUGUACAAUUGUCUAUUAGCCAGCCUGCCACUCCUCAAACUAUUGCAAAUAAUCAAACCACCCCAGCUAACUGUGCUUCAUUAACAGCAACUGUAGUAUCUCCCAUGACAACCAAUACUUCAGCCACACUACCCAGUACUUAUAAUCUAGUGACUACUCCCUCAGUGAACACUGUAGCUUGUUUGCCUAACGUGAAGUCAAAAAGGUUGAAUAAGAAGCCAGGUGUCAAGAAACACUUAGCAGCUAACAAGUCAGCAUGCCCCCUGAAUCCAGUCAGCGAUGUGGGCCAGGUGGACUGCCCCAGCACUGAAGGCUCAGCAGAGCCACCAUGUAAUGAUGGACUGCUGGAAAGCCCCCCUCUUGUGGUGCCAUCUGUCACUAUGUCCCAGACAAAAAGUACUGUGAGUGUUUCUGGUUCACAUUCUUUGGAUGUUCCGAAUUCGGAAUCAGUGAUACCUGAGUCUGUACCCAAAUCUAAGUCAGCAGAAGAGUCUAACUCACCCUGCCAAGAAUCUAUAACAAGUGAGCAUUUUGCAGUGGCCCCAGCAAAAUCCAAAGAUUCUGUCCCCAUAGUGCAACAAGAGACAUCUCAGGAUAAGCCACCAAUUAGUUUGGCAUUGUCAGAUGCUCCUAAAUUCGGUACUUCAGCCAACGUGUUGAUUUCAUCUCCAAAUGAUCCCCAUGUUUUGGUUUCUCAGGUUUCUGGUUCAUCAUCUACCACAAGCACUACAAGUACUGACUGCGUUUCUGAGGUAGAAAUCAUUGCUGAACCUUGCGGAGUUGAGCAAGAUUCAUCAGAUAGAAUGCAAACUACAGGUCUCUUAAAGGAGCAAGGUUUAACUGCAUUGCUGUCUGGUCUUGCUAAAGAAAAAGAUCCUCAGAAAUCAUCUCUUUCAGUCCAGGUGGACCAUCCUGACUUUUCUUCAGAAAGUUCUAAAAUAAUUGAUUCAAGUAUUGAUUUGCAUCCCAAACAGGAGCUGUUGCUGAUGAACAGUGAUGAUAGAGAUCCAGGACAGCAUCAUUCCUGCAUCCCUGAUCAGGAGAUUAUUCAUGGCUCUUUGCUCACCAGUAGGCAGGCUGACUCUCCCAUGUCAACCAGCUCGGGUAGUAGUCGUAGUUUCUCAGUUGCAUCCAUGCUUCCUGAAACCACUAGAGAAGAUGUCACCAGCAAUGUAUCAACUAAUACGUGUGACAGCUGUACCUUUGUAGAGCAAACUGAUAUAGUCGCUCUUGCAGCAAGAGCUAUUUUUGACCAGGAGAACCUUGAGAAAGGAAAAGCUGGUACCCAGGCUGAUACAAGGGAAGUUACUUCAAAGCCUUCUGAAGCAUCAUCUUUAGAGGGAGACCAGCCUUUCAAAACACAGGUCUCUAAAGAGAAUAGCCCAGGUCAGGCAGAAGCAACACCAAAUGAAUUUAAUUCUCAGGAUUCAAUUGAAGCAACUGUGGAUAGGCCCCUUGAAAAACCAAGUUGUUCGGUAGGAAUUAAAACAUCAAAUGCCUCUUUGCAGGUUUCGAAUUCUCAGCCACCAAGCAUUACCAGUUUAAGUGUGAAUAAUCUUAUCCAUCAGAGCAGCAUCAGCCAUUCUCUCGUCAGCUGUGCUGGAUUGUCUCAGACUUCAGAGUCAACAACUGUUUCUGCUACAGUUAAUCUGACUGUUUCAUCUAGUUCCUAUGGCAGUCAGCCUCCUGGACCAUCUCUGAUGACUGAAUAUGCUCAAGAACAGCUAAGCACUAUGACUGGUACUGUACCAACUUCACAGAUUCAAGAGCCACUCUUAAAGCCAAGUCAUGAAAGCCGUAAAGACUCUGCUAAACGUGCUGUCCAAGAUGACCUUCUACUGUCUUCAGCGAAACGUCAAAAGCAUUGUCAGCCAGCCCCCCUCAGGCUUGAAGGUAUGUCCCUGGUUAGCCGAACUCCAGACAGCAUUUCUGAUCAUACUCAGAUGAUGGUUAGUCAGAUCCCUCCCAACUCUUCAAACUCAGUUGUGCCUAUUAGCAACCCAGCACAUGGAGAUGGCCUUACGCGAUUAUUUCCACCUAGUAACAAUUUUGUGGCCCCUGCAUUGAGGCAAACUGAAGUUCAGUGCAGUUCCCAGCCUUCGGUUGCUGAGCAGCAGCAAACCCAGGCCAGUCAACAUCUGCAGGUCCUGCAACAGCAUGUUCCAGCUCAAGGGGUAUCUCACCUGCAUAGUAACCAUCUCUACUUAAAGCAGCAGCAACAGCAGCAGCAAGCAGGGCAGUUAAGGGAAAGGCAUCACUUAUAUCAACUGCAGCAUCACAUACCUCAUGCAGAGAGCUCUGUCCACUCUCAGCCCCAUAAUGUCCACCAACAGAGAACUCUGCAACAGGAAGUUCAUAUGCAGAAAAAGAGGAAUCUUGUUCAGGGCACUCAGGCCUCCCAGCUUUCCUUACAACCGAAGCACCAUGGGACUGACCAAUCCCGAUCCAAGAGCGGUCAGCCACAUCCCCACCAUCAGCAGAUACAGCAGCAGAUGCAGCAACACUUCGGAAGCUCCCCGUCGGAGAAGAGUUGUGAAAACCCUUCAACUAGCCGGAACCACCCUAACCAUCCCCAAAACCAUCUCAAUCAAGAUAUUAUGCACCAGCAACAGGAGGUUGGAAGCAGACAGCAAGGCUCAGGGGUUUCUUCUGAACAUGUAACUGGGCAUAAUCCAAUGCAGAGGCUCUUGACAUCAAGAGGCAUAGAGCAGCAGAUGGUGUCCCAACCAAGUAUUGUGACUAGACCUUCAGACAUGACCUGUACUCCACACAGACCAGAGAGAAACAGAGUUUCAAGUUAUUCUGCCGAGGCACUCAUUGGAAAGACAUCUUCUAAUUCAGAGCAGAGAAUGGGUAUAUCGAUUCAGGGUUCUAGAGUUUCAGAUCAGCUUGAAAUGAGAAGUUAUCUUGAUGUACCCAGAAAUAAGAGUUUGGCCCUUCAUAAUAUGCAGGGUCGUGUGGACCAUACUGUUGCCUCAGAUAUCCGCCUGUCUGACUGUCAGACAUUUAAACCAACUGGAGCCAUUCAACAGCCCCAGAGUAAUUUUGAAGUACAGUCUUCAAGAAAUAAUGAAAUAGGUAACUCUGUAUCAUCAUUGAGGAGUAUGCAGUCUCAGGCUUUUCGAAUUAGUCAAAACCCUGGUCCACCACCAAUUGACCGCCAAAAGAGAUUACCUUAUCCACCAGUUCAUAGCAUCCCAGCAGGAAAUGCUAUCCCACCAAGGGACAGUGAAAAUACAUGUCAUCAAAGUUUCAUGCAGAGUUUGCUUGCCCCUCACCUUGGUGAUCAGGUCAUUGGGAGCCAGAGAUCACUCUCGGAACAUCAGAGGAAUACACAGUGUGGUCCAUCCCCUGCAGUUGAAUAUAAUUGUCCCCCAACUCAUGAAAGUGUCCAUAUUAGAAGAGAGAGUGAGAAUCAGAAUAGGGAAAGUUGUGACAUGCCCCUUGGUGCAAUUAACACCAGGAACAGCACCUUGAAUAUUCCUUUUUCCAGUUCUUCUUCCUCAGGAGAUAUUCAAGGUCGAAACACAAGUCCCAAUGUUUCUGUGCAGAAGUCCAAUCCCAUGAGGAUCACUGACAGUCAUGGGACCAAGGGCCACAUGAAUCCUCCAGUCACAACCAACAUGCAUGGGGUUGCAAGGCCAGCUUUGCCACAUCCAUCUGUGUCUCAUGGAAAUUCUGAUCAAGGGCCUCCUAUACGUCAAACUAAUUCUUCAGUUCCCCAGCGAUCAAGGCAUCCCUUGCAAGACAGCAGUGGUUCCAAAAUUCGUCAACCUGAAAGGAAUCGUUCUGGAAAUCAAAGGCAUAGUAAUGUCUUUGAUCCGAGUCUUCCCCAUCUUCCUCUCUCUGCUAGUGGCAGUAUGAUUCUUGGACGCCAGCAACCCACUACAGAGAAGAGAGGAAGUAUUGUUCGUUUCAUGCCUGAUAGCCCUCAAGUACCUAAUGAUAAUUCAGCACCUGACCAGCAUACACUAUCACAAAAUUUUGGUUUUCCUUUUAUUCCUGAGGGUGGCAUGAAUCCACCAAUAAAUGCUAAUACUUCUUUCAUUCCACAGGUUACUCAGCCUAGUGCUACUAGAACUCCAGCACUCAUCCCUGUAGAUCCCCAAAAUACUCUACCUUCCUUCUAUCCCCCGUACUCUCCUGCUCACCCUACACUGUCCAAUGAUAUUUCGAUCCCCUAUUUUUCUAAUCAAAUGUUCUCAAAUCCCAGCACAGAGAAGGUAAACAGUGGGAGUUUAAAUAACCGAUUUGGAUCAAUUUUAUCUCCUCCAAGACCUGUUGGUUUUGCUCAACCAAGUUUUCCUCUUCUCCCUGAUAUGCCACCAAUGCACAUGCCCAACUCUCACUUAUCCAAUUUUAAUAUGACAUCGUUGUUUCCAGAAAUAGCUACAGCUCUUCCUGAUGGCUCAGCAAUGUCACCUUUGCUUACAAUCGCAAACUCCUCUGCCUCUGACUCUUCCAAGCAGUCCUCAAACCGACCUGCCCACAACAUAAGCCAUAUUUUAGGUCAUGACUGCAGUUCAGCUGUUUAAAUACUGAUAAACUAAGUGUAAAUGUCACAGGUGAGAUUGCAAAUGUAUUUGUUUGUGCAUGCACACAUACAUGCACAUGGAGAGAGAAUUGCGUGUGUAUGUUUCUGUGUUUGUAAAAUCAAUUUGCCGUUUUCUUCUGAAUGUAGGGAAGCCGUGUCAGAUGAUGCGAAUACUGGGUUGUCAAAAACAAAUUAUCUUUCACUUUUAAUUGCAUGAUGUGCUUUUUAAAUUUCCCAAGCAGAUUUGCAUUUUCAAGUUUGAUUUGUAAUGUUAUAUUCCCUAAAUAUUAAUCAGCUGGAAGUUGGGGGACAUCAUCUUGGGGUGUGUUGAGUAGGAGGAAUGACCUCAAUUCUGAACUUUAUUGUUGAAAAGUUAUAAACUAGUUGAAAUAGUUGAGUUGUUCUAAAAAAAAAAAAAAAAAUGCAGAUAGUCCCAGAAAACACAGUGACUCAUAACCAAAUGCUGGUUGGUAUCAGCAUCUAGAACAGUUUCUUACCCAUGGCAUGUAUUGAAUUAAUACAGAAUGUAUAUCCAUGGUUAAAGUCAAGCCAAUAAUUGAGUUGUUUAAUCAGCCUUUAUUCCCAAGAUUUGGUUUAGGUAGAGGCUUCUUUCUUAAUUAGUAGUAUAACAAUUACUUAGUUAUCUGAAUUUCAUGUCCUGUUCUUCAAAUUAGGGAGCCAUGUUAUCCUUUAAUGUGCCAAGAUCCUUAAAGAUAGAAAGUUAAAAAGAAAAGUACAUAGAUGGUCUCCAUGUUGUGCUUGCAUUUUACAUGAGCCCUUAAGGAUAAGAGCAGUUGUUGAGUUUUGCAUGUGUUCAGUUAAAAAUUGUUUCGUAAGUUGAGUUUUGUUUUCAUAUUCUCUCUUCAUUCUAUUUAUUGAUUUUAAAGUAAAUUCUUUUACAUUUGUUUAAUUGGUAGGGACUGAUCAGUAAAUAGUGUCUUUGGAAUCUACAGAGUUUUUUGAACCCUACUUUUUAGAUAUUUCUUUGCAAAGUCUUAAGUCUGUCCUUAUAUUCAUUUACUGAUAUUUUUAUUUAAAAUAUGGCAUUGUAUAUUGCAUUAUUAUCCUUCAUAGUAGAAUUAUAAGAAGAUGAAUUUGUUCAUUAUUUUUCCUGAUGGCAGAUGUGAAAUGGUGCUUUAGAAACCAUCUUUAUAUAUCUCUGUAUGUUAUGUGUGUGUAUGUGUACACCCAGGUUUUAAAGUAUAAACUGGUUGUUUAAAAAUAGGCCUGCCAUCUGAAAUUGGGAAAUUGAGACCCAAGACCUGCUGAAGUAUACAAAAACUUGAUGUAGGGGGCUUAAGAAGCCCCACUGAAGUUAAUAAUCUAAAUAUAUAUAUAUAUAUGUAUAUACUCACAUAUUGGAUUUGAAAACUUAAACUAAAUCAACAACGAUAUGUGCUCAUAUUCUGAAACCCACUACUUUUUGUUGUUAUAUUCUGCCAAAACUGGAUGGAGUGGGAGAGAUGCAUAUAAAUUGUUCUGUCUUCUCUGUUAACAAAGUGAACCCAAGAACCAGCAUUUUUUUUCCUCCUUAAAAAAGCCUCCUAGGGCUUGGUUAGAGCAGUGACUCCAGUGAAUACCUCUUCUAAAGACUCAGCAAAAGGGUCAUCUGUGCCUCUUCAACUGUUCUCACCAAACUUUCCCAUCCGCUCCUGCUGCUGACUGAAGCAGCCUCCUGGGGGCAAAAAUACUGUAAAUGAGGAAAGCUUUUGUAUUUUCUCCCUUCAAAAUGGUCAUGGGAAAGAACAGGAGAGCUUCAUGAAUAAGUUAUUCAGCAAAGCCACAGAUAAACGCAUCAGUUAAAACUGUUAAUUGAGACAAAAAUGUGAGAUUUAUGACUUGUUUUUUUGUUGUUUGUUUUUUUAUCUUAACUGAGUUUUAAGCUUUAACAUUCAAGUUUUUCUUUGUACUUGAAAGGUCCAGGCUGCCAGUUUCAAGGACAGUUUUCAGUGUGUUUGAUUAUUUAUUAUUCUUCUCUCCCCCUUUCCCCCACCUCUAUUUCACACACACACACACACACACACACACACACACACACACACACACACACGC